Ctenopharyngodon idella (grass carp) is the source of this 3053-nucleotide messenger RNA. It is a transcript of the gene il20ra, whose product is annotated as interleukin 20 receptor, alpha. Bases 166 to 1701 code for a protein of 511 amino acids. Gene Ontology annotation, molecular function: protein binding. The record is from RefSeq and is a predicted model, not a curated record. The transcript has 7 exons. NCBI's taxonomy places the organism in Eukaryota, Metazoa, Chordata, Actinopteri, Cypriniformes, Xenocyprididae.
CAGCGCGUUUGAGCGCAGAAAAACUUGCAGAAGGACUCUGUACCUGAGAUCCGCGAGCGCGCUGCGGUCCAUCAUCUCAAGAGAAAUGUAGACUAUUUCAACAUUUACCGAAGUCAACAACAGCGGGAAACAGGACAGAAUGUGAACGAUUAAGUGUCCGAAGUAAUGGAUGCAGUUGUAGUGAUCGCGCUGUGUUUGAUCUUGAGAGGAGCGUCAGUGUCAUCUGUUACGCCACUGCCUGAGCCACGAAAUGUCCACUUCACCUCCGUGAACCUGAGGAACAUAGUGACAUGGACGCCAGGAGAAGGAUCUCCAGAUGGGACUGUUUACUCCGUGGAGUACGCCAUAUACGGGGAUGCGGAGGGGAGCGGCAGUGAGCAGGUGCGAUGGAGGCGUGUGAAUCAGUGCAGCUCCAUCACACAGAGCGAAUGUGACGUGUCUCAGGAGACCUUUGACCUGCAGGAGGAGUACUACGCCAGAGUCAGAGCCGUCGGCGCUCGCACACAGUCUCUCUGGAGCGAGAGCACACACAGAUUCAGACCCAUGACCGACACGGUUCUCGGAGCGCCGCUGGUGGAAGUGAACGUGAAGCAGAACUACAUGAAUGUCACGAUAAAGGGGCCCUUCAGAUGGAGAACUAAGAGGACAAAGAAAGACAGGUCACUCUGGAAGAUCUUCCCACACAUGAUUUAUAAUGUCUCUGUGUUCAACAGCAGGAGCAAUCGCACGAAUCACAUGCGUCUCACGAACGGGAGCUUGAGGCUGGGGCCUCUAGAAUUUUCCACACAGUUCUGCGUGACGGCUCAUGCCGAAUCCCAGUCUCUCCCUCUGGCCUACAAACGCAGCGAGCAGAUGUGCACCGAGACUCCCAAAGAUCCGUUCGGAGAUCAGCUGCUGGCUGCCAUGCUUGGAGGAGUGCUGCCGUCUGCGCUGUGUCUGUGUGUGCUGGCUGUGCUCGGAGGACUCGUCCACUGCUACAUCACGGACCACCGGCAGACCCUGCCCAAGAGCGCUCAUGUGGCUCGAAUGAGCGAGAAUCUACAAACCUUCCAACCUGAAAUGCCUUCAACAAUCAUCUUUAACGUGUUUAAAUCGGAUUGGUGUGGAGAUGAGUGGUCUCCGCUCUGUCCCGCGGCUCUGCCACAGCUCUGCUCUGGUGAAGACUCGCCCGCGGCAGAAGCUGAGGCUCAGAACGCCGUCCCGGAGCCGCCCGUGUCUUACGCGCAGCAGCACGCGCCGCCGCCGGCCGGAUCCGGAGCUCAGGCCGAAGACUCUGAGAGCGAGGACUCGGAGCUGCAGCCGUGGCCGCAGGAGCCGCUUCACAGCGAGGCUGGAGAUUACGGCAUUGUGGUGCCGGCCUCUUUCGACGCACCGGGUCAGAGUCAGGCCGAGGUCAGCCCGUACAGGACACAAGGCCACGUGAUAGACUCAAGAGCGCCUGAGGACGCCUGUGAGGAUGAGCAGAAUGACGAUGAAGAGGAAGCACAGAUAUUUUUGGACUGGAGCCCAGAGACUCGAGAGCUGAAGAUCCCUCUGAUGGGCUUGUUGGGUCUAGAGGACGAGCCGCAGAUCCAGACCGAAACGGUCUCACUCCUGCCUAACCUGAUCCUGAGACAGGCCUCACAGGCCUCUGAGCAGGAGGAUGACUUCACCAAGAUGGAGCGAGACUGGGGCCUUAUAAUCCACUCCAGCCCUGAAUAAACAGAGUAACACUGACUCCUGAAAAAAUAUGAAGAAGACUUUAUCCUGAACACUUGCCUUUUGCCUCAUCUAUGAUGUCCACUUUUAAAGUCACCAUGAAACCAAAAGUUGACAGUUUAUUCUAAAUGAUUCAUCAUUUUUUUAUGUUCCUCAUAAUCUUGAAUCAGAAUAUCUUCUCCUCCCUCUUUCAUCUCUUCUCUGAUGAUGAGGGCGGGGCAACCUGCCACUCACAUGAGAUCCACCAAUAGCAAACCACAACCAUCCAAUCAAUUCCCCACAGACAAAAUCAAGCCCCGCCCUACAUUUGUUCUUGUUUGCAAAGCGUUUCACUCGAAUAUACGUCACAAUAGAGAAGAAAAGACGAGCACAACUUCCCUUUCAUGAUGACUUUAAGAUGUACAAACGAGAUGAUAUAAUGAAGGAUUUUCAGCAGUCUUUGUUUACUGCGUAAGCUGUCAUUCACUGUGAACACGAGACUCUGUCCUUUAGCUUCUGUAUUAAAUUACGUAUAAUCAUAGCCGUCUGAUUCCCCAGAAGAACACAACCUGGAAGCUGCUCAUGGGAAACAGAAACUUUGCCUCAUGGACAAGUGUUUUUUGAGCUGUAGAUGCCAUGUAUCAGAAAACAAUGCAGCAGACAGGACAAAUAUCCUUUAUGCAGCUAUAAAAAAUGUGAAUUUCACACAAAAGCACUCCAGAAAUGGUCUCUGGUUAAACAUCUACUGUAAUAUGAUGGAGUAUUUGCGAUUGUCGAAUCCUGACAUCUUGUGUGGAAGCCAUAUUUCAUUGGAUGGGAAUGAAAAAAUGAGAUUUGUUCAGCACUGUUGUGUACGGUUUCUGAUCAAAUAUAUCUCUUUGCAAAACAAUGCACAAAUAAACCAUGGUUUGUAAACAUUAGAAACAUGAGACAGUGUAACAUAUUGAACAAAUCUCUCACAUAAAAUGAAAUAUAGCGUCUACCCUGACAAAGGGUAACAAAAACAAAACAGUUUCUGUUGCAGGACUGUUGAAGUAUGUUGUAGUGUGUGUGUGUGUGUGAGAGAGUGUGUACUAAUCAACAAUUAUACAGAAAAAAUAAUUAUAUUGUGUCUUUGAAGGAAUUACUGUGUUAUAUAAUAUUGUAUAUGUCUAUUUCAACUGUACAUAAAUACCAAAUGAUAAUUUUUAUUGAAGUUAAUAUUUGUACUACAGAUUUUUAACAUGUUUAUUCCAUAUAGAAAUGUGAAAGAGCUGCACUGAAUGAUUAUAAAAGAAGGAACGAACUCACUUUCAGCUUUCACUUUCCUGUCAUUAAUUUUAUCACUACAAUCUGUUAUCUUUUGAUCCGUCAGAACAAUAAAUAUAUGAACCUGA